This is a messenger RNA of Necator americanus (New World hookworm), 1416 nucleotides long. RefSeq lists its product as uncharacterized. Gene Ontology annotation, biological process: molting cycle, collagen and cuticulin-based cuticle; proteolysis. The transcript is spliced from 12 exons. Lineage: Eukaryota; Metazoa; Nematoda; Chromadorea; Rhabditida; Ancylostomatidae. The record is from RefSeq and is a predicted model, not a curated record. The coding region runs from base 1 to 1416 and encodes 471 amino acids. Gene Ontology annotation, molecular function: zinc ion binding; metalloendopeptidase activity.
AUGGCUAUAUUACUAGUACUAUUCACUAUUUUCGCUCAAGGAGCUUCAGCUCCUGUAGGUGGCGACGAAGAAAUGAAAGGAAAAUUGAUCCACCCCGGAAGUUCGGAUACAUUUGAGAAUCGAAAACUUGUGAAAGAAAUGCUCGAAGCGUUAAAUAUUCGCACACAAAAGCUUCAUCGAGCAGGUCAAGGCAGUGGUCCACAAACAACAAUGCAGCCUAGGCCAGAUCUUGGGCCAAAAAACAAUUUCACUAAACCUAUGUCUAUAACGAAUCAAGAGAUUGCUGAGUGGAUGUACGAGGGAGAUAUUGUGCUUACUCCAAGUCAAGCAAAGUUUAUCGUCACCGGCGUAAAUGAUAAGAAUACAACACGCUCGAAGAGGGCAUGCAUAACAGAUCCUUCUGAAUUUUGGGACCCUUUGACUCCGAUACCGUAUACGUUCGAUAGCUCUUUGACUAGCGAUGUCGUUGCUCUCAUUCGCCAAGGCAUACAGUACUGGACAUCGAACACGUGCAUGAGUUUCACGCUUGGAACCGUUACCCACGAGAUUGGUCAUGCUCUAGGUUUCUUUCAUACUCAAUCUCGUUACGAUCGUGACAGUUGGGUCUACGUUGACCUGAACAACGUGCCACAAAAUCUUCAAUACAAUUUUGCAAAGAUGACGCCGGCUACAGAAAACCACUUUGGCCAACCUUAUGACUUCGGAAGUGUAAUGCAGUACGAUCCGUAUGCGUUCGCUGAAGACCCAAAUCAGUACACGGUAACAGCAAUAAAUAUGGCCUAUCAGAACUCUAUGGGACAACGAGAAGCGCCUGCGUUCUCGGAUGUUCGCAUGAUGAACUGGCUAUACAACUGCUCCAGUUUCUGUAUGGGAGUACCUGUGCCUCCUUGUCGCCAACCUGGCUACCAAGAUCCUCGAAAUUGUUAUUCAUGUAAAUGUCCCCGAGCAUUCGGUGGACAAUACUGUGAGCAACUAGCAGACGGCUCAGCACCGAACUGUAACGGUGCAGUUGUACAGCUACGAGCUGGUUUGGACGCAACUAAACUCCAAGUACUUCAAAAUGUGCAAACACGUAAACUAUAUCAGGCAACUUCCUCUUCAUGGUCGACACUCAACGGUGUUGCUGGGGAUCCGAACAGUUAUACUCCGGAAACAGAUACUACGGACUGUUAUUGGCAUAUCACUGCACCAGCUGGACGUAGAAUUCAACUACGUUUGAGCACACCGCCAAGUAAUUGCAUGCAAGGGUGCCCAUGGCAAGGAAUUGAGGUCAACCUCGGAAAAUUCGAUCUCUACGGAAUGAUAAUGUGCUGCCAAUCUAGCCAGACAUACACUUCAGUGAGCAAUUUGGUUACUAUUCGUGGUAUAGUCCGCUACAAUCAACUCACCUUCGGCCUCGACUAUCGUGUUGUUUGA